Messenger RNA from Dicentrarchus labrax (European seabass), 4210 nucleotides. It is a transcript of the gene ssuh2.1, whose product is annotated as ssu-2 homolog, tandem duplicate 1. Bases 110 to 1246 code for a protein of 378 amino acids. Gene Ontology annotation, molecular function: heat shock protein binding. The transcript is spliced from 12 exons. NCBI's taxonomy places the organism in Eukaryota, Metazoa, Chordata, Actinopteri, Moronidae. The record is from RefSeq and is a predicted model, not a curated record.
UGUGCCUAGCUGUCGCUGGGGGGGUUUGGGGGGGUUUCUUGGUCUUGUGUCUGCAUGUUGUUGUUGAAGGAGUUUCAUUCACCUCCGACCGACGGCUGCAGGCUGAGGAAUGGACAACACAGAGGACUUUCUCGGUUCAUGUGAUCCAAACAUACCAGAGGAGGGACCUUCAGCUCCCCCUCCUGGCUGGUUGGAUGACAUACAUGGAUACGUGGGCCACAAAGGAGGAGAGGAUGAGAACCCAUUGUACCCACCUCCCCCUGCCUACAACCCCCAACCGGAGCUCAACAAGAACACUGUAGUGCCUGAUGUCAGGGUCCCCACAGUAUCGGAGGAUGUGGCCAGAGAUGCCCUGCUCAAGUUUGUGGAAUCGAAAUGGAGGUACAGCUCCAAACCUGCCAGGAACCUCACCUUCAAAGAACUCAGACCCCUCACUGUGUACAGGUAUCGACUGGAGACCUACACUGAGACCAGAACCAGCGGCUGGCAGUUUGAAGCCUACAAUGGACAGCCAGUCGAUGGUCCGCAGUAUGGUAUAAGCCCUCCACCGUGGGACAUUCCCUUAACGUUGCCUCAGAGAUACACCAACAAGGUGGAGAAGGUCCGCGUGCCACACUCAUCCUUUGUGAAGGUGUGUCACAAGUGCAACGGCUUUGGAAGAACUCGCUGUAUUGCCUGUCAUGGUAGAGGCCAGAAGCGUUGUUCAAGCUGCCAUGGCUCAGGGUUCAGAAGGAAGCCUGGGAAUCACAAGCGGUCCUCUGGGAAGACACGUUGUUCUUUCUGUCACGGGAGAGGGCAUAAGAGGUGUAUCUCCUGUCAGGGCCACGGCCACAAGACCUGCACUGUUUGUCACGGCUGCCAAAACCUGCUGCAUUUCAUCCAGCUCACUGUGACAUGGAAGAACAACAUAGCUGACUUCAUUCCAGACCGCCAGCCGGACUUUCCUGAUAAGAAAUUUGAGCAGGUGACAGGAGAUCCUUUCUUCAUCGACGAGAAUCUUCUGGUGUACCCUCUCCAUGGUUUCCCCGAUCAGGAGAUCUGCAAUAUUUCUGCAAAACUGAUAAACGAACACCUGAAUUCCUUCAGCUCCACCAGCCGCAUCCUGCAACAGCGUCAGACCAUCGAGAUGGUGCCCUUGACUCACGCUUAUUACACGUAUAAUGGAAAAGACUACAGCUUCUUCGUCUACGGCCUGGAGAACAAAGUCUUUACGGCCAAAUAUCCCUCUGCUUGUUCGAUUUUAUAAGUAAAAAUACAUGCCCAUGUGUAGUACGGGUCAUGUCUAUGGGAUUCGUGAAGGUUCACACAAAGGGCAGCAGGUAGAAAGAGCUGAAUCAUCCAUUUAAUGUGCCGGCAUUUAUUUACCCAAAAUCUAUUGUAGUGUUUGUUUACUGUGUUUGAGUAAGUUGAAAGUCUACUGUUAAUGUCAAAUAUGAAGUUUGGACUAGUGGUAGCUACAUAAAUCCUUCAUGAUUAAUCUCAUUUACGCACCAGUAUAAUCAUACGAGCCUGCAGGUGUCACUGGUGUCAAUAUAUUGAUAAUCUGGUGUGUCUGGCAGGCUGCCAGCUGUUUUAGGUGCCUUAGACGAUUAUUGAUUGAAUUUCUAGAAUAUUAGCUUUAUUACAGUAUAUAUCUUUUUUCUGAUCCCUGUAGUGUCUGUCAGGCUCCAUGUAAUCCAGCCUGAUAUAGUAGAACCACUGCAUUUUGUGUGUAUUAACAUGUACAACUACCUUCGCCUUCGGGUCACUCCGCUGACUUUCUGAUGAUGAGAAACGCGUUGAUAUCAGGCAACCACUACCUCUAUAUUGUCAGGUCAGACUGAAAAUGUGUGUCAUGGGAUCAGCAGUCUGUGCUUGCUUUUAUAAAAAUGCCUUUACAUCUCAUUCAGUAGAUCAGAUAUUUGUUGCCAAAUGAUAACAGAUAAUCUUUGAUUUAUAGACGUCUUCAUUAUCGUUUCUAUGUGCAGAAGCAGCCAUACAGUACUCUAUUUGUACUUUGACUUCUCAUGGACUGAACAAUUGCUCAGUGUUAACCUCACUUUCUCCUGCUUUUAUAAACAGACAUUUUUUUAUAAUUUCUACAACGUACAACCAGUCGAAGCCUUAAUAUUAGUAUGUAGAUCAGUCAGUUGUAAAUCCUCCUUAUUAUUGUUAUUGAAACAUUUGUCAUUGCAUCUCUGAUCUCUCCUUUCUGUUCCUUCCAGUGUAGUUUGAAACAGUUUUCUUGGAUAAGGUAAUAGCAUCAACACUACCAACAUACAUGAUUGAUGGAUUGUGUAAAGCAGGUAGGCUAUGUUGGGUUUGAAUGGGACUCAGACCUUACCCCCCUGCUCUCUGUUUGAUCAUUAUUACCUAACCAUGAGAAUAAAUAAUAUGGAUUUAUUAGGAUUUGGAUUUGGCUGAAAGCUCCAGGAUCAGACGGUAUUUUGUGGUAGUGGAGAUCAGCAGCGAGUGGAGUUCAGGUCAGAGUCGAGGAAGCUCAAAACACAACAGAGAGCCAAAGUGAAGAAAACCUCAGUCAAAAUCCCAGUUUAAAAGUUAAUAAAAGACUUUAGAAGAGACAUCUGUGAGUUUUAUGGAUGUGGAUAUAAUGUUAUUCAAUUCAAGACCCUGACAAUGCCCACCAUGAGCAAGCACUUGGCGACAGUGGCAAGGAAAAACAUCCUUUUAAGAGGCAGAAACCUUGAGCAGAUGGGUUGGGUUUAAAGAGUGAGCGAGAUAGAGAGAGAUGCAUAAUAACAAUAAUAAUAACAAUAACAACUAGCAAUAAUAAUAAUAAUAUCCAUGUUAGGACAUUGGAAGUUUCUGUGCUGCUGCAUUUGUAGUUUUUUAUUCGCUCACAAAGUAAUUUUGUUAAAGUCACAAAGGUUUCAGUUUCAGUUUUUAUACUUUAUUGUGUCCAGACAUAUCUUCCAUACAUUUCAUGUUAUUUAAACAUCGUGACAACACUUUUUGCCUUUUUUAAUAAUCUUUUACCCAAACACAAACACAAAAAAAGAAAACACAGUAUAUGCACUAACAUUAAUUAGUACAGAUGUUACUAAUCAUAUUGCAUGUAUACAAACAUAUUCACAAAUACAUACAUAUCUUAAAGUAAGAAAGGUCAGGCUUUGAUAUUUUAUUAUGUAUGUAUGUCGACUUCUACAGUUCAAACCAUGAUUCGUCUAUAUUUCAUUAAUAUUACUCAGUGAAUUCAUUUCUUACAGCAGCUGCUGCAUUAGUUCUGAUUGGUAUCAGAAUAUGAAAAGCAAAGUUAAGAAACUUGCUUUGUUUUUCCAGAAAGAAAGAUGAAAGAAAAGCUGAAUAACAGACUGUAUUACUUUAUAGAAGCUAGCGGACCACAGGCUUUGAAUAAUUGAUCAGCUUAGUUAAAGGUUUACACUCCACUGCCUUGGGGACAAAUACGCCGUCAAAGUAUGUCCACUGACAGACUCAGGCUGUUAUUGUCAGUGUCUGACAGCAUUAUGGAAAGGAUCCCUACAGAGAUAGACCUUUAGUUUAACCACAAACAGCCGUAAUAUCACUAUCACUCUCCAUCAGACUCAGAAACAGAAACAGAAUAAAACUCAUUAAAAGCGUCUCUGUUAGUGUUUCCAACAAUCACCAACUCUGGUUUGGUGGAAAUAAAUCCUUAAUUCACCGACGUAGAUGAUAAAAAACAAACCACAGAGAGGCUGCGAUACAACACAGGCAGAGGGAGAGAGACACCAUGUGACUCUGUGUCUUUAUACAGAGAGGUUAUGUUUAUGUGUAUGGUUAAGGUCAUGUAUGAAUAUAACAGCAAAUACCAAAAAGACCACUAUCAGAGUUUACUGCCAGUAUAUUUCUUGAGAACCAGUGUGUUCAGCAGCAUUUUAUACUGGAUUCAUUUUUCAGAUAUAUUAAACUUUUGGUAUGUUUGAGUCAAAUGUUUUUAUUCCUUUCAGCUCAGGUUUCAAUGCAUAAAACAAUCCAUCCAAGUCUGAACUUUUUUAUAUGUCUGACGAUAUUUCAGUGACUGUUUAAGGAUUUUAUAUGUAAAAGACAGAAUAUGUGGGAGACACAGGAAUGUGCUCACAACAAUGUACAUUUCUUUGCUUUCUGUGUUUUUCUUCAUUUUUAAAGCAGAAGGAAAAUAUGUAUUCUUUCAUAUAACACAAUAAAACCUGUGCAUGUACUCAAUAAAGAUGUUAAAAUGAAGUUCAUAAUAAAGUUCUUUCUUAUCAUCGUC